CCAAGUCUCUUUUAAAAUAUAUAUCCACCUAAGAACUUCACUAAAUUAUAGUAACAAUGACAUUGUUAAGUGUUCAAGAAUUGGCUUUCCUUUUUGGCCUCUUAGGUAAUAUUGUGUCAUUUAUGGUGUUCUUAGCACCAAUUCCAACUUUUUACAAAAUAUACAAAAAAGGAUCAUCAGACGGGUUUCAAGCGAUACCAUAUGUCGUUGCAUUUUUCAGUGCAGGACUAUUACUAUACUAUGGUUAUCUCAUAAAAAAUGCCAUCCUCAUCGUCACCAUUAAUGCCUUUGGAUGUGUUAUUGAAGUAGCUUACCUAUUCUUGUUUCUCUUUUAUGCUUCCAAAAAGACCAAGGUCACAACAGUGUGGCUGAUGCUCUUGGACGUGGGAGCCUUAGGAAUAGUGAUGUUACUUUCUUAUCUAUUUGCAAAAGGCGCCAAAAGAGUAGAAAUAGUUGGAUGGAUUUGUGCUAUCGUCAAUAUUGCUGUCUUUGCCGCUCCUUUAAGCAUAAUGAGGCAAGUAAUAAAAACGAAGAGUGUAGAGUUCAUGCCCUUUACUUUAUCAAUAUUCCUCACUCUCUGUGCCACGAUGUGGUUCUUCUAUGGAUAUUUCAAAAAGGACUAUUACAUUGCAUUUCCAAACGUGCUGGGAUUUGUGCUUGGAAUUGUUCAAAUGAUACUAUAUAUUGUAUACAAAUAUGCGAAGAGCAGGCCGUAUAAGGGAGAAUGGGAGCUUGAAGGAGUUGACAUUGGUGAUUUUGAAAACAAAUUCGUUAGCUCAACGAAGAAGCCUUCUUUGGAGAAUGGGCAUCAAAGUAACCAAGAAAACAAUAGGGAUAUGACGAGCGUUUAGACUUUGAAGUAAAGCGGCGUGAGUCGGACCAAUAUAUUUCCAAUAUUGAAACAUACUAUUAAUUAAAACGUUAUUUUAUGUUUCUGUCUAAAUUCUAAAGUGGUCUUGUCCCAUUGGGCAUCUAUUCACUCUUUUAAAUGUUAAUGUAUGGGUGGGGAUCAACCUAUUAAUCAUGUACCAUACUAUAUUUGCUUUUAAUAAAAAUAAAGAAAUUAAGUAUUUCCCUUA
Nicotiana tabacum (common tobacco) is the source of this 1079-nucleotide messenger RNA. RefSeq names its product bidirectional sugar transporter NEC1-like. Gene Ontology annotation, molecular function: sugar transmembrane transporter activity. NCBI's taxonomy places the organism in Eukaryota, Viridiplantae, Streptophyta, Magnoliopsida, Solanales, Solanaceae. The record is from RefSeq and is a predicted model, not a curated record. Gene Ontology annotation, biological process: carbohydrate transport. Gene Ontology annotation, cellular component: membrane.